Molecule: messenger RNA, 3300 nt
Organism: Lepisosteus oculatus (spotted gar)
Lineage: Eukaryota; Metazoa; Chordata; Actinopteri; Semionotiformes; Lepisosteidae
Gene: pus3
Product: pseudouridylate synthase 3
Biological process (GO): mRNA pseudouridine synthesis; tRNA pseudouridine synthesis
Cellular component (GO): nucleus; cytoplasm
Molecular function (GO): pseudouridine synthase activity; RNA binding
Source: RefSeq, a predicted model, not a curated record
AUUAAUUGCCCGUUGCUCGUUAAUAUUGCACCAUUUGUAUUUCUCAAUACUCAGUUUUGAACAAUGUGAAAAAAUUAUUGUAUUUGUUAAACAAAAAAUGUUUCGACAUGAACAAUUAAAGACACAAGUAAAAGCUGGGACGGAUCAUAAACAUGUAGCAAUGGCAUUUUAAUAGUUCUCUUUAUGACUCUUACAUAGAGCUGCCAAAACCUUUCGUAAAAAGUAGAUACACUUUGCUGAAACAUCUUAGCUGUUUCUAAGCGACGUUCAUAAGCAUGAGUCAGACUGAGAUGAAUCUUAUGUGUGCAUGUUAAGUACAAGAUUUAAUGGAACAAAACGAUAACCUUCUCCUUGAAAGAGUUAAGAUAUUCAAAAUGAAAAAGAGCAGAAUUCGUUGAAGAUGUUUUGUGGGUCACAAUUCAGCAAAUAUGCCACGUGGAAAAGUUCGGUUACUCUUUGUCACAGAUAACAGUUAACGGUUUUACUGUGGAUUCUAGCAAUUAAGAGUCAAUGCUUUGAACAUUACGCUAUGCAAUAUUUUAUUCCAGGGUAUUUGAAAAAGAAAACGACUUUCCAAACCAAGAAUUAAACUAGACUGCGGUAUUUUAAACACUUCAGCAAAGAAAGAAAACCAAAGUGGAACAAUUUUACAGAAAGGCCCAGUAUGAGAUACAAAUCAACACAGUCUGCCCGCCUAAUUCAACCAUAAAACGAACAAAAAUACUUUAGCUUAAAGAAACUGCACUGGCAUUCUAGAAACACCGGCAAGUAAUAUUCAAUUUAACAUAAAUUGUUCGCAGACACUGCGUUUUUUAUAUUGAAGCUGCAAAAUGUAAAAAAAAAAAAUAGAAAAAAAAUGCUUUCAAACAUUAGGGAAUCGUGUGCCUCCAAUUUAUUUACUUUUUUCGGAGCCAUGUGGCUCAUAUUUACUUCUUAAUAAAAUUGGCUUCCAUGCCCAUUCAAGUCAAAGUUGUAUCACAGGAUUUGUUAACGCAGGAUCCGAUUCGUGAGGGGUACCGACACAAAACUAGAGUCUGCCUUGCUUUUUCAAAGACGUGAAGUAAACCUGUGUUAAAUUAAUGUCCUAUUUCCUUACACAAAUAUUCUUGAAAGAGUGGAGUGAGUCGUCACUCCCCGCAGCAUGCCUAAGUACUGCCUCUCAGAAUCACUGCUUGUUUGUUGCGCCUUGGGUUUAAAUCUUACUCCUCAGGGACCAGCGGCACGCCAGGCAGAGGCUGUGGCCAAGGCAUUCUUUAAUGUAAAACAGAUUCCAUAAUCUCGUACAUCAGGGGAAAAUGAUUACAGAUCUUGGUUUGACAGAUAAAGUUCAACUGUGCCUCGUCAGUCCUGCCAACAAAAACAGCAUUGAAAGUCUAUGGCUCCAUUUAUAAGAUGCACGUCUGCCAAGAAGCUUGUUUCAAGGGUCACAGAGCAAGGGACAGUCUUGAACUGCCAAUCAAGCCAAAGGAGCUUAACUGUGGGAAGUGGGAGGAAACAGAAACACCGGAAGAGCACAGAAAGAAGAGCACAGUCCACACAGAAGGCAAUCCAGGACAUUGCUCGCUCCUCCAAGCCACAGACAUGUCCGAGGGCAGCCCUCCCCCGGCCCUCUCCGGCGAGGCCUUGUCGCACAGGCUGAGGGAGCUGGAGGAGGAGCUGGGCAGGCUGAGAGCCCAGCUGGCGGAGAGGGGGCCAGAGGGCGACGGGGCGAAGGGGGCGGGCCCCCCGCAGGGCGACGGGCGAGCCGAGGAGACCCCGGGGCAGGCGGGAGACGGCGCCGGGAAGACGAGGAAGAAGGGGAGGGCCUUCGAUUUCGCAGCUCACCCCCGGCGGCACGUGGCUCUGCGGCUUGCCUACCUGGGCUGGGGUUACCAUGGCUACGCGUGCCAGGAGAACACGGACAACACUGUGGAGGCCCGGCUGUUCGAGGCCCUGGUGAAGACCCGCCUGAUCAGGGACCGGCAGAGCUCCAGUUACCACCGCUGUGGGCGAACGGACAAAGGCGUGAGCGCUUUCUCUCAGGUGAUCUCCAUCGAUCUGCGCUCUACACAGUUCUGUGGGGGGUUGGGGGUGAUCCCACCAGUCCAGGGCGCUGUCCCGAACACCAAGGACACUUCGAGCUCAGCAGAGUUGCCCUACGUCAAGAUCCUGAACCGGGUGCUGCCCCAGGACAUCCGGGUGCUAGACUGGGCGCCGGUGGAGACGGGUUUCAGCGCUCGCUUCGACUGCCAGUCCAGGACGUACCGCUACUAUUUUCCCCGCGGAGACCUGGAUGUCGAGCUGAUGGCGGCAGCGGCCAAACGCUAUGAAGGCACGCAUGACUUCAGGAACCUGUGUAAGAUGGAUGUGGGCAAUGGGGUUCUUCAAUUCCAGAGAACUAUCCUGUCGGCCACCGUCCGACCUGCCCAGCCACACCACCACAUGUCCUCUGACCCGUAUGGCCUCUACGUGUUCGAGGUUAAAGGACUGGCCUUCCUCUAUCAUCAGGUCCGUUGUAUGAUGGCCAUCCUUUUCCUCAUUGGACAGAAACUGGAAACCCCAGAUGUCAUUGACCAGUUAUUAGAUGUUCAGAACAAUCCCAGAAAACCCCAGUACAGCAUGGCGAUAGACUACCCCCUGGUUCUGUAUGACUGCCACUUUGAGGGACUGAGCUGGCAGGGUGAGAGCGAUGAUCUCGCCCACUCGGUGCUCUCCAACCUGCAGCAGCACUGGACGCAGAUGGCUGUCAGGACACAGCUUAUCCAUGACAUGAUCCAGGGCCUGCAAGAGAGAGGAGAGACUUCCUUUCAAUCUUGUUGGCUCCUGGAAGGCUCCCGACAACGGAACUACCGCCCCCUGCUGGACAGGCCUCGCUGUGAGAGUCUGGAGUCCAGGAUAGAGCAUUUUGUGAAGAGAGGCCGCCUGGAGCGAGGGGAAUGUCAGAAUGGAGAGGAAGUGCUGCAGAGAGGCAAGAGACCCAAACAUCAGCACAGCCUGGAGCAGCCCAACUGAAUCAUCUCUCCAUUCCUGUAGAAGAAUAAUGGAAAUGAAGGGACACUGAGAAAAUGAACUCAGAGACGACUUUGUUUUAAUUUUCUUUUCUUUUUUUUAAUGACUGGAUUUAUUUUUAAAGCUAAGAGAUGCGUCUGCUAUAAGGCCCCGUUGAGUCACAGAUGGAGCAAGGAACUCAUCUCAUUAUGGUAAUGAUGAGGAUACUACUCCAUUUAAAAAAUAAAUUGUAGAAUCUGAAAUGGAUUUCUGAUUUCAGCAGGCAGGAAAAGUGAAAUGGACUUUCAAAAUAAACUGGUGUAAAACAAGGGA